UAUAAAAUUAUUUGUGAAAUGUAAUUUAGGCAGAAUAAAGAGAAGUUAUUAAAACAUAAAAAAAAAAUAUAUAUAUAUAUAAUAUACUUAAUCAGUUUAAUAUUAAAAUUGAAUUUUCUGUUUAUUAUGGAUAAAAUUUGAACUGCAAUAAAUAAUUAAUCAAAGAUCUUAAUAUUUAACAUGUGUUUUAAUGUUAAGAAUUAUUUUAUUUUAGAUUAAUGAAAAGAUCAUUGAUUACUAAUGCUUGCACAGAUGUUGCCAUGCCAACCAUUUGAAACAGUUAUGGUUGCCGACUAGCCUGCAAUGAGCAUUUGACAGUUCUUUGACAAUUUGAUGCUAUAAAGAUGAAUUACACGCAUUUACAACGCGAGUUGUAACAUACGCUGCGUCUACAUAUAAAAUGCAAACUGAAGCCUCUAUCUUACCAGUAGUACAACUUAACACAACUGUGCACAAAACAGUCACUAGAAAAACAAAGCCUUGUUCAAAAGACUCAACACUGGAAUCCAAAAAAUUGUUACCUUGCAAAAAUAUAUUACUUCCAAACAAAAAAUGCUUAAAUCCCUUACUUGGUGCGCCAUAUAGAGACAGCAUGAAGCAGCAAUCACUGGGCAAUCACUCAGGUGAACCAAAAUCUGGUAAUAAAAGUAUGCUUGGCCAAAGGGUAAUGUCAGCGAAAAUGCUUCGUUUUAAACAAUUACAAAAUCAAUUAGCUGACGCACACUACCAUCUCAAUGAAUUAGCUAAUGAAAAUAGAUUAUUAAAGGCACUGCAGAAAAGACAGGAUUCUGCAUUGAGGCGUUACGAGGGAACAAAUGCCGAGUUACCGCGGCUUAUAAAUUCGCAUCAUGAAGAGCUAAGAGUACUUCAAACAAAAUAUAAGAAGCUGAAGGAAUUACAUAAGGAUACGUGCAACCUGCUAAGGGAAAAAGAAAAUGAACUUUACUCUGCGAAUUCACAAAAUAAACAUCUAUUGCAACUGAGUAAAGAUCGAAAUCUUGAGGAGAGAGAAAAAUUACAGUUACAAUUAUCCGACAUGAAUUAUAAAAUGCAACAGCAACAAGAAACUAUACAGCUAUUACAUAGAAAACUCGCUCUUGAAACUAAGAGUUUGAAGCAUCAAUUACAUGUUGAGAUUUCUAAACACAAAGAGACACAGAAGAACUUACAAGAGACGAUAGAGAAAUUGAAAAGUUUAGAAUGUUUAUUAGACAAUAGAGAAAAAAGAUUGUAUUGUAAUGGUCAAUUGCCAAUUUAUAGCAAAGAAAAAAACUUAGGUAGUCAUUCUCUCACAAAUCUCAGGGAUGUCAGCAUCUCUAAUUCAAUUAAAGCGUCUAGUAGAAAUAAAAGGAGUGAAAAUGGUACGCCAAAGGAUAAUUUGCCAUCACUCGACAUAUUGGAAUCCAAUGAUGAUGAAAAAGUAACUCGGCCAACAAAUAAUGUUAAUCACAAUCAUUCAGUAGAUCAGUUAAAGUCAGAAACAAUGGCAAACUUUCAACAGAUACGAAAGUUUCGUUUACAAAGAUCGCCACACAUGCGUAAAACUGCUUAUUCUAUGGAUGAUUUGAGAUCAAAGGAUUCGGAAACGAGAGUACGUGAUGAUGAAAAAGUCACAUCGAUAGAUUACAAAGCGAUGGAGAGGGACGAGUUAAAUAAUCAAAGUGAAAGUGGCAAAUUGAGAAAAUUAUUCAGCCGAAUAAAAAAUCAGAAUUCACAAAAAUUGCAGAGGCAAUUGAACGCUGAUUUCGAUUAUUCGUCCGAAGAUGGAGAAAGUGAGAAUGCUAACGAAUAUUUCAUUCAGUCUUACAACGCCCCACAGAGAUCUAGAGAAUUGUACGCAAGAUUGAUUAAUAGCACAGAUACCUCCGACACUUUGGAUGAUAUAAUGAAAAAGGCAAGAAACUACAGCGACGAAGACGAGGAAGAGUUUAGUACACGUCUAGCGGAAGACUUAACGUUUCAGAAGUAUGAGAGUAAAUCGAAAGUAUUACGUCAUAGGCAUAACGAUCUUUAUGAGAGUGGCUCCGACGUUGAUUCCGAAGGGAAGAUAAAUACGAACGGAGAUUCUUCCAUUGAAAGCAAUGGCUUUCAAACCAGUUUAUCUAGGUACGCUGAAGAACACUUCGAUAAAUCUUUUAACAGUGCCAUUCAUUCAGAAUACAACACUUUGGACGUCGCGGAACGGUCUAUGGAGAGAUUAAAGGGUGCACAGUUGCAGAGGAUAUCAGAUAACGUUCGAGACGACGUCAAUGUAGGAAGUACAGAGAUUCCUCAACAAUUUUCAAACUCAAACAAAAUGUCGUUGGAUAAACAAUUUUUGGACAGUAAUGGAAUAGACGACUUCCUUACGGACAUCAAAAGAGAAGAUUGUACAAAAGAGGAAGGAAGAAAAAUUUUGGAAGAUCAGCCAGUGUAUGUAGACAUGUCGCAUGACAAGAUUUAUCAUGAUAUAGAUAACACAAAUGAAAAAAUGGAAACUUUGACGAGUUCGAAGAGGAAGACAGUGGAGAAAGACUCACAGCAAGUCUAUGAAAAAGAAGCUGCGAUUAAUCGUUCGGAUGGGAGCAGUCAGCCCGUGGACAAUUUGGAAAAAGAAUAUCUUGGGACUGAAGAGAAGGAAAUAGCCAGUACAAUGUACCAUGACAGUGGGGAAACAUCAAAUAAAAAUAUCAGUAUAAGAACGCAAAAUAAACUAAACGUUUCAUUAGAAGAUGUUGACAAAUCGUUCAACGUGUCUCCUCAGACUGAGCAGAGUAAUAAGAGCGAAAUGAAAGAGGUGAUACAAACGAGUGACAAGAAGACAAUUAAUUACAACAAAGAGAAGCUGUUGGCCACGAUGAAAGCUAUCGAUGACAAUGAAAAUAUCGAGUUCCUAAACCAAAGAAUUAAGAAUGCCAACGUGAAUCGGAUGCAGAUAAUGGAGAAUCUACAUCGGGGUUUACCCGCGCACUCGAAGCCGAAGCGCGAUAUUAUUAGAGAUAUAUUCGAAGACAAUCACAUAGAAAGUAAAGUCAGGAGCACCUGUAGUAAAUCUCAUUGAAAUUUUAGAAACGAUUGUUUUAAGGAUCAUAAUAAAUAGCACAAGACCUA
Messenger RNA from Solenopsis invicta (red fire ant), 3090 nucleotides. RefSeq names its product intracellular protein transport protein USO1. The coding region runs from base 401 to 3040 and encodes 879 amino acids. The transcript has 9 exons. Gene Ontology annotation, cellular component: axoneme. Gene Ontology annotation, biological process: intraciliary transport. The record is from RefSeq and is a predicted model, not a curated record. Lineage: Eukaryota; Metazoa; Arthropoda; Insecta; Hymenoptera; Formicidae.